GUUUUUAAUUUACGUCACUUUCCAGAAUCCCCCUUCAAGUCGUCGAAGAAGCUUCGUGAGACCCUGAGCAGCGACGUACUGUAAUUCCAGUCUGGCCGACGCCUCUGUCUGAAACCCUUUAUAUUUUUAUACAACAAGCCGACUUCCAACAUCGUCGAUACAAUACAGGCAGGAUGUCUCUGUAUCCAUCCCUCGAGGACCUAAAGGUCGACAAGGUGAUGAAGGCCCAGGCACAGUUCGCCCACACCACCACCAACACUGCUGCCAUGCCAGCCAUCACCGAGGGAGGUGACCAGCAACAGCCUGCCACUGCUGGGAUGCCUUCAUCCUGCUUAUACCCAAACCUGGAGGAGCUGGGAGAGUACAUGGGCCUGAUCCUCAACAGCGAUGAAGUGCAGAGGAACUUGGCCUUGUUGCCCGCAGCCAACAAUCAGGUGGCGGUGCCCUCCUACUCAGGUGUCGGGGGGAUGGUGUGUCCAGUGACGGGGACGGAUGUCGGCAUCAGGAGAGCUGAGGUUCGCCAGGGGCUGCGGGAAAUUAUUCUCUGCAAGGACCAGGACAGUAAGGUCGGACUCCGCCUCAGGGCAAUUGACAACGGAGUGUUUAUCCAGCUGGUGCAGGCCAACUCCCCGGCCGCUUUGGCUGGGCUGCGCUUUGGGGACCAGGUUCUUCAGAUUAAUGGCCAGAACUGUGCGGGGUGGAGUGUUGAUAAGGCCCACAAGGUUCUGAAAGCUGCAGCAGAGACCCGCAUUGAGCUUAUUGUCCGUGACAGGCCAUUUCAACGCACUGUCACCAUGCACAAAGACAGCUCGGGCCACGUGGGCUUCAUCUACAAAUCUGGUAAAAUCACAUCGUUGGUCAAGGAUGGCUCUGCAGCCCGCAAUGGCCUGCUGACUGACCAUUACAUCUGUGAGAUCAAUGGACAGAAUGUGAUUGGACUCAAGGAUUCCCAGAUUAAGGAUAUUUUGAACACAUCCCCAACCGCCAUGACCAUCACCAUCAUGCCCAAGUUCAUCUACGAACACAUGAUUAAGAGGAUGUCCACCAGCCUGCUGAAGUCGGCCAUGGAUCACUCCAUCCCAGAGGUGUGACGGUCAGGAACGGGUCACCAAGAUCUCUCUCUCUUCUCCUUCGUCUGUCACUUUCUGCCUCCUGUAUCAUCAACGCCUUCAUUUAUCAACAUAAACUAUCAACAAUGCCUUUGUUAUAUCAUUCAGUAAUUUUAUGUUUACAAAUCUCCUCCUCCGCUGAAACACGUAGUUCCAUUUUUUGUAAUUUUUUAAAUGUUGUCCAUGUAGUCCAAAUGGCGACGCGUUUUAUUUUUGUAGUUCCGAGAGGUUUUUUUUAAAAUUUCAAACCAUGCAAAUUUGCAAGUCCAGAGCUUCCUCCGCGCGAUGGAGACGAUCGUUCAUUUCAUUCACCAUGUCGUCCAAGAUGCUGUAACGGUCAGCCACCUGAGCCCCACCGACUGUGCGCACUCGGGAUCUGUGCUCACUUAGAAUUGUCCAAAGCUUAGGCGUUCUUCUUUGGUCAGUAGAGCUCGCGGAUUUUAGCGUGUUAAUUUUAAGGGUUUGUCAUUUUAUCUGUGUGUGUGUGGGGAGGGGGGAUAGUGUUGCCACUGACUGUGAUUGCAUGGACAAUAAAUGAAUACAAACCAGAUUUUGGGAAUGAGAUUCAAUCUCCUAACAACGAAAAAAGAUCACAUUGUGAGCAAGCAAUAAACAGGUUUAUGCUGCAUUCUACAGCAGCUUGGAAAUUUGAACUAUCCCACUUGAAAACCCGGUGUAAAGUCAACAACAACAAAAAGUCUUCUUCGUAAAACCCAUUGUAGUUCUGCUGGAAAGCUACCGCUUUGUAGAUCUGACAAUAACAAACUUUUUUUUUUAAUUUACCAAAUUACUUCAGAGAGAAUAAUAGGAAUAUGCAUUUAGACGAGUUCCCAUUGAUAUCUACAAUUACUAAUAAUACAGAUACCUACAAAUUAAUCUCCGAAUGCUUUAGCAAUGUUCCCAAUUGUGUAAAACCGAGUCUUCAACAUGGUGCGUUUCGAUUUCGGUGGCAUUUUGUGCCGCUCGUGUAUUAUUCUAAUGACACCAUGGGCCCCAGCUCCAAUUCGACUCUUCUCAGUUGUCCGUGGAAUCACAGCCAAUGGGAUGAGAGCUUAUUUUUAUGCUGCUUGGAUGAGCAAAGAAGUCAAAUGAUAAUGGCUGCAGCCUCCCCCGUAUUAGCGUUAGCUGUGCCAGCAAAAUUGUUGACGUUCCAUGUCCAAAUCCGCACGUUGUAGGCUGGAUCAUAGCGCAUUGUGGGGUUGGCCAUCACAAUAGUUUCAUUUGCUCCUUAUGAUCAUUUCAAGGGGUGGGGUCGGGUAUGUGCUGGGUGGACCCACUAAGUGCACUUUCCACCAACUUUUUUUUUUUUAAAUAUUAUCUUUCCUGUUUCAAUUUCAAAAGCUGUUUUGUUGUCGUGGUUGAAAUUAUUGUGCGUGUCGUGCCUCUUGUCAACAAAACGAACCUGUAAAAUGUUCCCUACAAGAAGCUGCUCAUAUUAGAUGCUGAAAAUUUACCUUUUUAAUUAGAAGGGUACAGCUACCCUCUUGCCUCCCUUCCCUUCCCCUGCUGUACUUUUUCCAAAAGAUGAGCACAACAAAACCGGGGCAGCGUUUUUUUUUCUUUUUUCAUUUCCUUUCUUUUUUUACUUCAAGUUGCUCCUUUUUGGGCGCAUGUAUUCUUUCUGAUUUUCUGGGUAUGCAAUAUGAUAGAAAUCCUCCACAUUCUGUUAAAAGAAAAGUUUAUAUGAAUGUAACCAAGAUAAUGCUAUUGUGUAACAAAUAAACAGUCUUUCUGUUCA
This is a messenger RNA of Hippocampus zosterae (dwarf seahorse), 2847 nucleotides long. RefSeq names its product syndecan binding protein (syntenin) 2 (gene sdcbp2). NCBI's taxonomy places the organism in Eukaryota, Metazoa, Chordata, Actinopteri, Syngnathiformes, Syngnathidae. The coding region runs from base 174 to 1091 and encodes 305 amino acids. The record is from RefSeq and is a predicted model, not a curated record. The transcript has 9 exons. Gene Ontology annotation, molecular function: protein binding. Gene Ontology annotation, cellular component: cytoplasm; plasma membrane.